This is a messenger RNA of Xenopus tropicalis (tropical clawed frog), 4829 nucleotides long. RefSeq names its product WD repeat domain 25 (gene wdr25). The record is from RefSeq and is a predicted model, not a curated record. Lineage: Eukaryota; Metazoa; Chordata; Amphibia; Anura; Pipidae. The transcript has 7 exons. Bases 180 to 1631 code for a protein of 483 amino acids.
AGAUUUUUCCACUUUUUUUUCUACUGGAACUUGUUUCUCUGCGCUCUGUAUCCGCACGGAGAGUUUAGAUGUCGGACCCUGGUUGUGUGAGAGUCAAUGCUGGUACCCAAUGACGCACAACUGUAGACAUUCUGAACCUAUGCAUCUUUAUUGAGUUUCUGUUUUUCAUAUUCCCCACAAUGAAUUCACUGGUGUCUUAUGAUGAUUCUGAUUCAGAUACUGAGAGAACAGAACAUUUAAAAGCCUUUCCUAAAGAACAUUCUGUAAAAAGCUUUGCUAUGUCUUUUUCAUCGAGAGUUUAUGAAAAUGACGAUCUUUCAAAGGACAGGACUUCUAACAUGUGCAGUGGCCUUUCUAGUACCAACAAGGACAUCAAUAAGGCUGACUGUCAUAAUCAUGCAAAAACCUAUUUUUCUGGUGCAUACUCUACUCCCUCAGUUAAUGCUACAACUUCUUUUGCCAGUGCCUUAAGGGAUACUAAGAGACCGGCAAGUGAUGCUGCAGACAGUAAUACAACUGUUAAACCUUAUAUACCAAAACGACUGAGACAGGAACAGCUGCACAAUAAUGACAGUGUGGGGAAAGUAGAUACAGUAAGUCAUACACAGUUUUCAAAAAGCAUUGCUUUGGAAAAUGUGUAUAGAGUCUCUGACUACCUGAAACCUUUCUUGCUUUCAAAAUAUACUUCCACUGAAAUUCCAAGAAAUCUGGUGUUUCAGAUGAAUGAGCAUACAGGGCCAGUGAAUAGGGUCCAGUGGUGUCCUGUACGGCAACACAGCCACCUUCUCCUAUCUGCAUCAAUGGACACAACUAUCAAGAUCUGGAAUGGUGUUGAUUCAGGAAAGUGUUUAAACACUUUCUCACACCACAGUGGGGCAGUUCGUGAUUCACAGUGGUCUGCAUGUGGCCAAAAAAUCCUGAGUGGAGGAUUUGAUUCCAUGCUAUAUUUGACAGACGUUGAAACAGGCAAAGCAUUGUUUAAUGCAAGAAAUGAAUUUAAGAUUGGAGUAGUUCGGUUUCACCCAAAUGAUCAUAAUCUUUGUGUAUGUGGUGGAUUUUCUCCUGCGCUGAGAGCCUGGGAUAUGAGGACAGAUAAGGUGAUCCAUAUAUACAAAGCUGGGGUGCAACAACAUUUUGAAGUCCUCUUUCUUCCGGGAGGGAAAGAAUUUCUUAGCACUACGGACUCUGUGAGUCGUGAUUCAGCAGACCGCACAAUCAUUGCUUGGGAUUUCCAAACUGCUGCAAAAAUCUCCAAUCAAAUUUUCCAUGAGAGAUACACAUGCCCGAGUCUUGCUUUGCACCCAAAAGAAAGUAUAUUUGUUGCACAAACAAAUGGAAACUACAUGGCUCUGUUUUCUACCCAGCGCCCAUACAAAAUGGAUAAGAAAAAGAGAUUUGAAGGACAUAAGGUGGAAGGAUUUGCUGUGGGAUGUGAGUUCUCUCCCGAUGGAUCUCUUCUAGUGACAGGAAGCUCAGAGGGCACAGUUUCCUUCUACAGUUACCAUACUGCCAGAAUUGUCCGCUCUAUAUCUGGUGAUGGCAGCGCUUGCAUCAGCGUCAAUUUCCACCCUGUUCUCAGUUCACUUCUUGCAACAUCUUACUGGGAUGGGCAAAUCCGGAUAUGGCAGUAACUACAUAUAGUGCUGGUACAGUUGGAAAGAAUAUGUGGUGCUCCGCCAUAUUGUACUAUAUUACAGGAGCUGUACUGUACAUUUCCUUCAUGCAACAUGUUCAUGAAGUUGCACAUAUUUAGUUGGAUACAAUAUAUUGCAAAUAAUCUUAUUCUAGAAUACACUCAAAGAGCAAACCCUACAGAAACAAAAUAAAGAAUUUAAAACACUUUUGUCUUAAGUACAUUUCCAAAUCAAAUCCCUGAAAAGAUAUAAAUAGACUGUAUGUGGCUCUCUAAAUGGUGGGUAAAUACCUACUUCCUGCACUUAUCCUUUUUUUUUUUUUUUUUUUAAAUGGAUGGGAUUUGACCCCUAAGAAGAUGUUUUCCAUUAAUAUUUAAUGUUAUUCCAUUAAUAUUUGAAAAUCCCCUUGGCCUAGAUUAUAGGGGACAGGGACUUAUAUAAUUGUGAUAUGACAAGCUAAAUGGGACUGUAAAUGGAAUUCAUAAUAGCAGGGUCACCUUCCCAGGUAUUUUUAUAAGUUGUACAGAGUAAUUUGAGUAAUCUGAUAGUAAUGAAGAUUCUGUUUUGCCAGCAGGUAAAGGAUCAGACAGUAAAUGGAAAAAAUGCUAAAAUUAUACUUUAUGUUGAUAUUAUAUUUUCCAGUAGUCCUUUGACACUUUUAAGCUAAGAAAGUCUUAGGAAGUUUGACAAAAGCUUCUUGAUUCUGCUUGGAUUCUUAAUCUGACAAUAAAGGAGAACUGUCAUGAAAAUGAAAAUAUAAUAUAAGCUUUAUCAUACUGAAAUAAGAGAUGUCCUAUAUAUAAUCAAUUUAAAAUUCUAUACUAUUCCUGAAAUAAUCAAGUUACUCUUUACUAUCUCCCUCUCAGCAUCGGUCUCUCUUCAUUCUUUCUUCAUGCAGGAGUUAGAAUCCACAUUUUGAUUGACAGGUCUAUUUCAGCCUUUGGGGGUGCUCCUUUUGCCUAGAAGGUGAUUUAGAGUUUACUAUUUUAAAAUUACCAGAAAUCCUGUCUCUCUAUGUAAGACAAGAUUUGUGCCACAGUCAGUUAUUUUAUUAGAUUUUGUUUGUGCUGCAUUCAGUUAUUUGAAUUAGCUCUGUGGUAGGAAAGGUAGCCCCAUAUCAAAACCUGACUCUGACCUCUGUUUAUAGAGAAAAACAGAGAGAAACAUAUACUAAGGGAGAUAGUGAAGAGUAACUUGAUUAUUUCAGAUAAGGUACAGAAUAAUGAAAUAGCUAUAUUUAGAAAUUUAAUUUAUUUGUGAUGUAAAGAAGGACUUGACAGUUUUAAGUAAAAAUUUGCUUUGUCUUCAUAAUAUAACUCAUAUUUUGCUCCUAUAAUCUAAACCAUAUAUAAUACAAUGUUUUUAUGUGACACCUUGCUUCCUCAUUUACCCAUGUGAGUUCAUUAUACUGAAGUCAAGUCAUUAUAUUCUGCAUUUAGAAACCGGAUAUUGAACACCUGAGAUUUGUCUCCAAUUUAAAUGUUUCUGUGGCACCCAAAGGUAAAUGGCAGUUUAUAUUUUAACUAUCUAGAGUGACAGAUUAAUAGCACCAUAUUAUAAGCAUAAUAACAAGUUCUUGUAGUUACUACUUGACUUGCCCGUGGUUAUAUAUAUGCUCCAAUUUGUGUUUUCUCAAGUUUAGCAAGUUUAUCAGAAAAAUAGAGAAGUAAGACACAAAAACACAGACAUAAAGAUACAAAUGGGUAAAAUAGUACGAUGUAUCAAAGUGAAUUUAGUAACAGAAAAAAGGAGGGGAAAGACAGAUUCACAAACAGGUACAACUACAGUUGCACAAAGUCUGGUUGUUUUGCAGAACUUGGAACUAUUCACAUCCUGCUAAUAAAGCUGGAUGCUAAGUAACACAAUCCAGUUUGGCUGUUCAGCAUGUUGAACCUAAGUCCAACGGAUCAUGUCGAAUCACACUUCUUUUUCAGACAGUCGAAUGUAUUACUUAUAUAUCAGAGAACUCUAAUUUACCAAUAAGGUAAAGAAACCUGUUCAUAUAUAUAUAUUUAUUUAUAAUGUUCAAUAUGGUGUUUUAUGUACAAUGUGAAUUUGUAUUACUGGCUCUUUAAGGUUUUCUUCUCCCAAGACACCAGGGCAGCAGAGCAAAAAGGAAUCUUCACAGCCAAAACCCUUUGUAGAAAAGGUGAUGGGAUGAGACUGGCUGACAAUUUUCUGAAUAGGAAGGUCAAAUGUAUCAGCUACAGCUCUAGCAAGAAUCUAAUUAGGCCCAAAGGAAAUCUAUGUUCUGGCACAAUUUGCAGCAUUUCUUUCUCUAAAGGUUGUAAGGCAUUGAGAGCAUUUCAAAGCUAUGUGGAAUUCAGCAUUAAUGAUUUGCUAAAGUAUUUACCCUUCAAAUGUAAAUGAAUAGGCCACUGUGCCCAAAAUAGAAGGCAAAUUGAUUUUUUUAUACUUCGGAUGUGUUGUUUGGCAGUCCUAUUAAUCCCAUUUAUAUUAUAAUACAAAAUUUCUGCAUUUUUAGCAUUCUCUUGGCAAAAGAUUAUACUGCUCAGGCGCAUAGGGGCUUCUCUAUUAACAUUACGCCUUUACACCUGGCACCAUGCCAGCACACAGAAUGCAGGAGAGAUGCUGCCAGCUCAGUGUGGUGCCAUAGGUACAGGCCACAUAGGGAAGAAUGAACUCUGUUAACCUCCUAAUUUCCUAGUGGAGUAACGCACUGCUGAGGAAGCACAAGUAAACACUUGAGAGCCCUUAAUUGGAUUAAAUUGUUUGAAUGGAGUCACGUGCCUGCACAGAAAUGCUGAAGCAGGUUAAGAUGGCACAAGCUGGUUGUUAUUAGUAAGUUUAAAAUUGCAGAAAAAAAUGAUCAAUAUAUUCCAACAUAACUUAUUAUCUUGAUCAUAGAUACUCAAUACAGAGGCAUCUUUUGUAAAAAUGCCGUUUUGGAAAGUUUUUGCCCUGGAGUGGCCUGAUACAAAGGGGCCAUACGAGCCCUGAUUUAGUGAAACUGUUUGGUUUGUUUUGUGCCAGUCACACUAAUAUGGGUUAAUGAAUGCUGUGUGUGUGUUGCCAUGUUUGUGGGAACUGGAAUUUAAGUUGGGUGCUGUUCAUGCCACAUUUUGCAUCUAAUGAAGAGAGCCCCCCAAAACCUUUCUGUCAGCGUCAUACAUUUAACAUUUGCUGUUCUAGUUACAUUUGUUUGGAUUAAAAUGCUUUCUAUUAAAGUUAUAA